This is a messenger RNA of Ilex paraguariensis (yerba mate), 2118 nucleotides long. NCBI's taxonomy places the organism in Eukaryota, Viridiplantae, Streptophyta, Magnoliopsida, Aquifoliales, Aquifoliaceae. The record is from the annotation of a GenBank genome assembly.
AUGGCCAACAAUGUAUCAUUUAGACAAAUCGUCAGUGAUUUUUCUUUCUCCAAUUCAUCACCAUUUGCAAAACUUUUGGAGUUUUGUGCCCAAUCGAAGUCAGCACGCGAAACACGUCGCAUCCAUGCCCGUAUUAUCAAAACCCAGUUUUCCUCCGAGAUCUUUAUACAGAAUAGGCUCAUUGACGUGUAUGGAAAAUGUGGAUGUUUGGAUGAUGCGCAUAGAGUGUUCGAUAAAAUGACUAUGAAGAACACAUUCACUUGGAAUUCAAUGAUUAGCGCAUUUAUAGUAUCGGGUCUUCUUGAUGAAGCUAAGUGGGUACUCAGAUCAAUGCCUGAGCCUGAUCAGUGCUCAUGGAAUUCGAUGAUUUCAGGUUUUGCUCAGCAUAAUCGGUUUGAGGAAUCGCUUGAAUAUUUUGUUAGAAUGCAUAAGGAGGGCUUUGGUUUUAAUGAGUACUCAUAUGGUAGUGCUCUUAGCGCUUGUGCAGGGUUAAGGGAUGUGAAAACAGGCACACAGAUUCAUGGUGUUGUGUCAAAAACUCCGUUUUUGUUGGAUGUUUAUAUGGGGUCUGCGCUUAUUGAUAUGUAUGCAAAAUGUGGGAAUGUGGGUUGUGCUCAAAAUAUUUUUGAUGGGAUGAGUGAGCGGAACAUUGUAUCUUGGAACUCUUUGAUUACGUGUUACGAACAGAAUGGGCCAGCAAGUGAGGCUAUUAAGAGUUUCACGAGGAUGAUGGAUUCAGGACUUGAUCCAGAUGAGGUUACACUGGCCAGUGUUGUGAGUGCAUGUGCGAGCUUGUCAGCAAUCGCAGAAGGUAAGCAAAUCCAUGCUCGAGUUGUGAAGUUUGAUGAAUUUCAAGAUGAUCUUAUUUUAUGCAAUGCAUUGGUUGAUAUGUAUGCAAAAUGCAAUAAAAUAAAUGAAGCAAGAUGGAUUUUUGAUAGGAUGCCAAUAAGAAAUGUGGUGUCUGAAACCUCCAUGGUAAGUGGGUAUGCGAAAUCAGUGAGUGUAAAAACAGCCAGACUAAUGUUUACAAAGAUGAUGGAGAGGAAUGUUGUAUCUUGGAAUGCACUUAUUGCAGGCUAUACCCAGAAUGGGGAUAAUGAAGCAGCAUUAGGACUCUUCCGCCUUCUAAAGAGGGAAGCUGUAUGGCCUACACAUUAUACCUAUGGAAAUCUCCUCAAUGCUUGUGCAAAUCUAUCUGAUCUCAAAAUUGGCAGGCAAGCUCACACCCAUGUAUUGAAACAUGGAUUACGGUUCGAGUAUGGACCGGAGCCUGAUAUUUUUGUGGGGAACUCUCUCAUAGACAUGUAUAUGAAAUGUGGAUCAGUUAAAGAUGGUAGUCAGGUCUUUGCAAAAAUGAUUGAUAGAGAUUGGGUUUCUUGGAAUGCCAUGAUAGUUGGGUAUGCACAAAAUGGGCAUGAGAUUGAAGCUCUUGGAAUGUUUAGGGAAAUGUUGGUAUGUGGAGAGAAACCAGACCAUGUCACUAUGAUUGGCGUUCUUUGUGCUUGUAGCCAUGGUGGGCUGGUUGAGGAGGGUCGUCAUUUUUUCUUAUCAAUGAGCAAGGAACAUGGUUUGGAACCCUUGAAGGACCAUUAUACAUGUAUGGUUGAUUUGCUUGGCCGUGCUGGUUGCCUUGAUGAAGCAAAAAAUUUAAUAAAAUCAAUGCCAAUGCAGCCUGAUGGAGUUGUAUGGGGAUCUUUACUCGCUGCUUGUAAAAUUCAUGGUGACAUUGAGUUAGGAAAGUUUGUUGCUGAGCAGCUCCUAGAGAUUGAUCCAGGAAACUCUGGUCCAUAUGUCCUACUCUCUAACAUGUAUGCAGAACUUAGAAAAUGGAAGGACGUUAUUAGAGUUCGGAAGCUUAUGAGGCAGAGGGGCAUUAUUAAGCAGCCAGGUUGCAGUUGGAUUGAAAUUCAAAGCCAGAUGCACGUAUUCAUGGUGAAAGAUAAAAGACAUCCUCAAAAGAAGGAAAUCUAUCAACUCUUGAAAACUCUAACAAAACUAAUGAAGCUUUCUGGGUAUGUCCCUGAUAUUGGUCAUUUGGAGUCGGAUGAGGAACAAAACAACUUAGAUUAUAUCUCAUCUGAAGAAUUUGAUAAACCUUUAAUUGUUGCCGUUGCAUGA